AUGACUCCUGAACCGCCAGAGCUGCCGCCAAAGAGCGGCGCCACAACCGUUGUAGAAACUUCCGACAGUGACGAGCAGACAUUUCGGAAAAGCAGUUCCCAUGACGGGACUAUGAAUGCCUUCUCGCCGGGUCGGGCGUCUUGGCUUUCCGUUUCGUCCGGUGUGGCUCCGCGCGGAUCGUCUGAUUCAGCCGACGAAGAGCCAGUUGACUGCGCCAGCUCUGUCCGGCAGCACCAACAAGAAAACGAACAUGACACUUCUCCCUUACCAGCAGAACCUGUCGCGCUUCUCCCCCGUGAUGCUUCAGUCCAGAGCCUCUCUGUGCCCGAUGUAGAAGCCGCGACCUCUGCCGCCGAGAAGGGUCUUUCGGGCGCGGGGCCCACCCCGCCGUACACGCUUUACGGUUCCUUGGCUGGUGACGUUCUGUUUCAGCGCGACGUCGGGAGUCCAGGGGAAGACGACGCAAAUUCUGUCUAUUCCUACUACUCAGCUCCUGACGCGUCUUCUUGUUGGCGGCGACUUUCCCUUGACGACGAGGCCGCGGUUUCGGACAGCGACGAGGCCGUCUGUCUGCUUUCCAGAGACUCCCGCCACUGGUUCUCCACGCCGCGCACACUCCAUCAAAACGGCGACUGCGGCGCAGGCAGCCCCAGGGGUAUGUACACAGGGCCGUCGGCUGGCGUUGGGCGCGAGAGCCUGCCGCGUUCUCCCGAGCGUCCGCGGCGCAGCCCCAGUUCCCGCUCUGUUCGCCAUGCCACCAGCUGGAACGUCUCGCUGCACACUUCAGCGGAGCGCGGUUCCAGCCAGUCUCCGGAUCGUUUUCUUUCGGCAGACCCUGCCUCCUUCCAUUCGUCUUUCUCUCCUUUUUUAGACAGUUCGGUCCACGGCACUAUGCUGCGCGACCUUCCGGAGGGAACGCAGAUGGGCAGUGCCAAAGAGAGUCCGCGCCGCGCAGGAGGCGAGGCGGUUUUCGCGGCGGGGAGCGAGGAGAAGGCGGAGGAAGGUCUUGGAGUUUCACCACUGCGGUACGGAAGGUUGUGGAGAGACUUCAAGAAGAGCGGAGAGUCUGCGCGUCUCCGUCCGGUUCCGACGCGGAGACUGGAGUGCAUCGUCGAAGAUCACGGAACGUCGUCUCUCCCGUUUCUUGGAGAACCUGGCCGCUUGCGCCAGGACGCCAAACGAGACCAGGGCAACUCGCCCGAGCGCGGAGGUCGCUCUGGACACCUCGAAGGAGACUUCCAGGACUGGCCGUUUGUUCGUCUUGGGUCUCUAGGCCGCUCUGCAGCUUCCAGCUCUUUCCACGCGUCCAGACACUGGAACCUCGGCGACUCAGGACUGCGAUACUUGCGAAGAAAAACCUUUCAUGCAGGGCCUCGGAAACGACGAUCUCACUCACUUUCGCCUUCUCUCACCCAGCGCUCGCUGCUCUCCCUGCCGUCCUCGCCAGCGGCAUCUGCCGCUGUCGCCUCUCCAGCGAGUGAGCGCCUCGCCACAGUUCCCGCGGAGGACUCCCGGUCUUUGUCAGAGUCUCCCCCUCCCCGCGGCGAAUAUGGGCUUCUUCGGAGUCCAGGAAAUGCCUUCCAACUCCACCUUUGCAGACGGACGCCGCCGCCACUCGGUAAAGAGGAGAGCGCUGGCCGGAGGGGAUUUCCAACUCGAACAGGUUUGCCCGAAGGCAUCGCCUUUGAGCUGCCGAGCUCGCUGGCACCUGCGUCAGCCCUUGCAGUCGCCGCGUCGUGUCUGUCGAGCGCUUCUUCGGGAACGCCUGGUUCUCUCCACACAGAAACAGAGAGGUUGGACGAGAGGGGAACGGCUUUAACUGAGCGAGAAAAGGGAAGAAAUGGAACAGUCGAGAAACAAAAUGGUACCUCAUCUCCUGACGCUUUUUCGCGAGUGUCUGCCGGAACUCUGGACUUGCAAGGUGUUUCCGAUAGCGGUGUGUCUCGGCCUUCGGGGAAAGAAGUCGCAGAGUCGCUAGAGGGUGGCGCCUCAUCGCACUCAGAGUUUUACAAAGCUUUUCUGCAGCGGUCAGCUUCCACCUCCACAUCGCAGACUUCUUGUGACAGCGCCUUCCGAUCCUUUCGGACCAGCUCGGGUGUGUGUACACACUACACGGUCAGGCGAUUGCUCUGCUUCCCUCGCUUGGCGUCUCUGGGAGCCCGGGCAGGUCUUUCUGCCUCGAGGCCGGACGGAAAGUUGUCUUUUUCGCAAGAAAGUGAACGAGAGAGGAAAAACGAACACGCAGGUGAUUGUCGGGACAGGGAAAGUCGUUCGACGCCCAGUCGACAACGUCCAGCAACGGUCCCUGCUCUCGCGGAAGAAGAGGCGAAGGCAAGAGGCGAGGAAUGGUCAUCUGCUUCGAAGGAAAUGCCUCUUGGUAAAACUCGAAAAUGUGUCUUGGAACGCGUAGCCGCCCCUAAUGAGUGGAGCAACUCUCCUAACGAGGUCAGAAGCGUUUCCUCACUUGACGACGCGCGCACCUCUCUGGACCCUCACUCAUUUCAGAAACCUUUUCCCCCAGACACACUCGAAGCAGGUGAAGAAGAAAAGGAUGCAGAAGGCAAGCAAGAUGAAGGCGGGGAGCAACGAGAAGGAAGAGUGACCAGUCGAGAGAAGCAGAUCAAUUCUUGCGGUCUCCGCAUCGAUGAAUCUGGAAGUUCUCCCAGGAGGGCGAGACCGUCUCUUUCUCGUUGUUGUCAUGUUCCAGGAUUUGUCGACUUUGGAGAAAGUGAAUCGUCGGCUGGUUCUUCUCAUCCAGUCGAAGGUCAGAAGCAGCUGCGAGGACGAAGUUCCGCAUCGUAUAGAGGGGGGCGUCAGAUUGAGAAUGGCGGAGAAGACGCAGCUGUCAAUGACAGUUUGUCUCGGUCCCAGAAGAGGAUUCGAGAGGUGGAGGUUUCGAAUCGACUCGUCUCUUCGCUGUGUCCCUCUGCUCUCGAGGAAGAGUUGCCUUAUCCGUUUCGCUGCCACCACGGCGAUAACCUCUCUUCUUUUCUCUCCUCCGAUCUCGCCACAGACGGCUUCUUUUCUCCUGAGUGUAUCCGCACCCCUGCAGAUGUCGCCUUCGGGGCCUGGCUGUCUCCUGCCUCGACAGGUGCAGACGCGUCAGCUCAAGAGAGAAAGGAGACAGACGCGACGAGAAGGGAGAACGUCAGUGUACCAGCAGAAGAAAGAAGACAGAGAGCCUGUGGGGAGAAGAGCGAUCCUUACUUGGAGGCUAAACGCGCCUCCGAACUUCCGCCGCCGCGCCGCGUGUCUAGUCAGGUGUACGUAGACCCGGCAGAGGCCACUGGAGAUGCGAAAAAAAGGGUGCCUUGGACCCGCAAGUAUGCUUCGGACUUUGAGUUUUCUCUGGAUUUGUCGGGAAACCAAACGCGGACGGAAGAGAGGAGAUUGCCAAGAAGAAAAUCGCCAGACCUUUCUUCUCUGGAAAACCACCGAGUUUUCAAGCCUGACACAUCUCCGUUCUUCGCUUCUGCUGCGGCGUCAUUUUCACUCUCGGGGUGCCCUGCGGGAGGCGCGCAUGCUUCGUCAGCGAGUUCUUCUACCGAGUUUCUGCCCGAGCUUCAUGGCCACGAGGUCGGGAAGUCUCAACGAGAUUCUAUUCCAAGUAAUCGAUUCAGGUUCCUGGAUUCGCAGGAUUCACAGCCGCACGAGGGCCGCCAACUGCUUAACGCUGCACGCGACCGCCGUUCUCUUUCCUUUGCUCAGCAUCGACCUGGAGAGACAGAAUCUGUUCUGUCUCACCCUGGAUCGACAGUGGUAUCAGGUUCGAGGUCGACGAGGGUGGAGAGGCCUCAGACAAAGAAAAGAGAACCGGGGAAAGAAGAGAGAGAAGUAUCUGCUUUCUCUUCUCCCGCCUUCGUGCGAGGGCGGACAGAACGGUGUGAGAGCGCGCCCUGCUGCUCGCCGCUUGCGCGUGUCUCCCUGGAUUUCGAGAGCCUUGAGAGAUCGCACUCUUUUGUUGACCUCCAGAGUUCGCGGUCUUGCGCCUCUGUCUCCUGUGAUUCUUUCUCUGCCCGCGGAGACGACCGUAGGCGACCCUCGUGUUUGUCUGUAGAAGACGGUGGCGCCAGUUUGUGCUCUUUCUCCGGUGGCUUCUCCUGUCGUCACCGCGAACAACCUUCGCUCUCGGCUGCAUGGACGCAUCGUGAAAACAGUGCGGAUUCAGAGCGCCGCUUCGAGUCAAAGGAGACUCUCGGCGAAGCAAAGGAAGGCGAGACGUCUGGCGCGCAACUCCUCAGCGUCCCUUCCGGUUUUUUGCCUUCUUCUGUGCGCUUCUUGUCUGUCGAGACACUCAACCAGAGGAGCCCGGCGUUGUCGCCCUCGGGAGCCAGUUUGGUGUCAGCGCUCUCUGAGCCUGCCCACGAUCUGUCUCUCUCGACGCAUGCGCAGAAAACGUCUUCUCUCUCUCCUCCAGGCACUUCGGCCGAUGCGUAUGCGAGUCGCGGAGACAGCGUAUUGUCUCUUCUACCGGAGUGUAUGGAGAAACCUGGCAGGCGAAGUCCAUCAGCCCAGGAAGAGAGAGGGUCUCUUUCAACUGUGGGGCGUUUGGAGACGCCUGUCCUCUAUCCGCCUCAGACGAACGUCGAGGUGGUUUUUCCGACCUCUUCUCUGCGUCGCGAGAAAGGAGCGUUUUUCUCUGGAGAGUUCCUACCGUUCUCGCCUGCGGCUUCGCCAGCUCCUGACUCGCCUGCGUUUGCGAAAGAGACAGAGGAGAGAGACGAAGAAGACACAUCUGAUUCGGACUUCUUGCGUGCAGUCCCCCAAACGAGACUCUCCAUUUUUGAGAGCUCGAGAAAAACCAAAGAGGGAGUGAAGGGAAACUCGACGAGGUCUUUCUCUCCUUCUUCGUCUUUUUCUCUGUUUUUUCCUCCUGCGUCUUCUUCGUCUUCUUCGUCUUCUUCUCGUUCCAUGGGUCGUCAGAGAAAGGGCGUUUCGCAGCAGCUGGCUGGACCGACAGACGAGAGACAAGGAGAUCCUUCGUGUGUGUCUCGUGUGACACGCCCGGGGAUUUUGCCGCAGUCUCUCCAGAGUAUCCCCAGAGGGAUGCUGGGACCUGCUUUUCCCCCAAGUGGAACUUCUCUUUGCGCUUUCUCGAGUGCCAGAGCCCCUUCGCCUGCAACGUGUGCGGCGUUUGAAGCACUCGUCUCUCGGGAGUCCACCUUCUCGACAGCUGGCAUCUUCGCGUGUAUGCUGUCGAGACACCAGCAGCAGCUGGAUGAGCUGCGAGCAGAGGUAGCGCGACUGCAAGGGGAGAAGGAGAGAAGAACACCGCGACUCAGAGAGGGAGAGGAAACUGCGCCUGCUCUUCCUCGGGAGAAGAAAAGGCGUUCACAAGUCGCACCUGCUGAGAGAAGAGUACGUGUCUGUGGCGCGUGGAGUUCGGGGACUUUGGAGGAGGUAGAGAGGAGACCCUUUGCGGUUGCGAGAAAGGCGAGUUCUCCUGAAGAGGACGAAGCAGGAGAGAGAGACAGAGGUCGCGAGAGAAGCGCGAGUCACGGCGCGGGGACCGACAGAGGGAGGAGACAGUCGACUUUUCGAGAAGGUGAAAACAGGAUCGAAAAAGAGGUGAGUACACAGACGCCUUUGUCUUCGGGCUUCGCCACUCCUCUUCCUUCCCUCUUCCCUGGUCCGGAAAUUUCACAGUUUCCCUCCAGAACGCUUCCGGCAAGGCGUCGUUCGUCGUCGUUCAUGCAGAGGCGUGCUCGAGAAGAGACAGCAGAGGCAGGAGAGGGAGGAGCGAGAAAGGAGAGACAGCAGGCAAGACAGACAGGAGAGAAGCGUCGAAGUCGACGAACUGAGAUAUCUGGCGAUGGAAGAGGCGACGCAGAAGAAGCGACACUGGAGGGAAGAGACCAGAAGGGAGAGAAGAGAGAGAGAGCACAUAAAGAAGUAGGGAGGAGAGAGGCAGGAGGAAUAGAGAGGAAGACAGAAGAACGACCUAACAGUCGUCGCGUGCCAUUUCCUCCUGAGAUAAAAAGGGCGUCUUUUCCGUCUCCCGCUCAAGUGAACGCCACAAGCAUGAGGAUACCGAAUUUCAACUUCAGGCCUGUUGAGGAGAGCGAAGACGAAGAUGGAGAGAGUUCGCAGGCAAUCGGAGCUUCUGCGGAGAGGCGCACUGCGUGCAUUGCCGCAGUCAGCGAGGAGAAAAAGGAUGGAAAGCAGACUGUGAGCGGUUUCCCUGUUUGCUUACCAAGGGAGGAAGUCUCGACAGGAAAGGCUGUGGGAGGCAGUUUCUCUGGAAUUUCGAGGAAGGAAAGGAAUGGGGAGAUCACUCUUCACCGAAGUGCCACGUUGCCUGUCAAGACACCCGAAUGGUUCUCUUCUCCAGACUCGCCGCUGCAUCCCCAGGAGCUCUUGUCUUCGCGUUUUGCGGCCUUCGACAAAGGAGGCUUGGCGCAUGCGUCGGGCGCAAACUCGAAAAGCGAGAGAGAAGAAGACGAGGAGGAAAACGUAUGGAACGAAGGCAGCACAGUUCGGGAGCGGCUGCGUCUCCUGGGGGCCUUCGUCGUCGAUGAAGUCUUCUCCUUUCGCCCGCUUCCUCGGCAGAAGAACGAUGGCAACAAAGGGGGGCAAACGGCUUCUGCUUCGCAGAAAGCAGACGACGCGCCUGCUGCAUUGGGGGUUGCGAGACGAGACACCAAGCGCGAUCGGGCAGAGGAGGCGCGUUUCGUUUGUUCGCGGAGGUCGUCCAGUUGCGGCGAGUCUGAGAAGAGACCGCGAGACUGUGGGCGUUCCCUCGCGAGUUCACAUCCCAACGCUUCGAGAAAAGACGGGGGUUCUUCCCUCUCAAAGACCUGCCCUUCAGCGGCUCAACAAAACGAGGAGAGAAGAAGAAACCGAGAAUGGCCUCGUCGGCGCGGCACCUCAGAGUUCUUCCCCAGAAGACUCUCCGGAGAAAGAACAGAGUUCUGCAAUCCUCGCGAUUCUCCUCCUUGUGAGCCGCUCGACUCUUUUGUCCUCAGAGGCUCGCGGGAAGGCCAUCUGCUAGGAGAGAGACGCAGGGACUGCGAACAGGAGGCGAGUUCGAUUCCUCUCAGCUCAACUCGCAGAGAGGAAAGAGACUCGCUAACCUUUUGCAGGGGUCGCUCGGCGCGAUGUGAAGGCUCAAGCAGAUCAGGGCGCUGCACGCAGAUGGGAGAGAGCAGAAACGCAGAAAAGAGACUUCCGUCUCCGCCGCGAGAAGCGCUUCAGAGAACGAGUGGAGAAGGACUCUUGCUUGAAGGAUUUCCGCCACUGGUGCGGCGUCUGACGAUCGGGGAGAUAGUCGGCGCUGGCGACUCGCGCUUCUUCGGAACCCGAGCCUCUCUCGCGCAUGCAGAACCGUUUUUUUCUUCGGAACGCAUGCAACGCAAGAACGACGGCGCGGACGCGAAGCAGAGCCGCCCGGAGCGCGAGAAGAAGAAGACUGACGACGGCUGCACGAUCCCAGAAACGCCUUUGCGAAAUCUUUGUCGUGUGCCCUACAGAUUGGAAAAGGUCGUUUACCUGGGAACUGCUCUUUGCCUAGACGCGGUCUUGUAUGAAGUAACGUUCAUGCCGAUUCAAGCUCUCGUGCUCAUCACGCGGAUCGUGUUCGGGGCUCUCGGGGGGGCUUCUGGAAGGAGGCAAACGGAGAGAACAUCGGGCGCGGGAACAGCAAAGGAAUGCAUGCAGUCAAGGUAUAAAGUGGAAGGAAAAACGACUUUCUCCGCAGACGACUCCGACGCGAGAAGCAAGUCUGCGACGCAAGCGGAGAGAAACAGUCCGGGAGAAGAAGAGGUGGGAAGAGAUGGAAAAAGGGGGAUCAGAGAGGCAGAAGAGGAGACAGAGAUUGGAAGAGAAGCCGGAAGCGGCAGUACACGAGAGAAAAGAGAGAACUAUGAAGGACGGAUAAACUGCGGAGCUGAAGAGGGCGUUCUUUCUGUGGAGACAGGAAAGCGAGUGCCGAGAUUCGAAGAUGGGCAAAUACAGACACCCCACACGCGGAGAGGAGAUUUGGAGACAGUCAGUGACAGGAGAGACGCGUCCAACUUCUUCACCUCCACGAGAAGACUCGCAGAAAUCCAGGCGUUCCUGUGGCAGAUCGGUAUGUCCCUUCUCUUAGUUCUGCAAGUUCUCUUUGGAGCCUCGAGGACGUUUUCUCUCUCGUUGGUCCACCAAGUGUCUGAAAGCUGCAGACGCGCGGCAUUUUCCCUGCGUCAUGUCGGACCCAGCGAAGAGCGAAAUCUGCAAAGACAAAUGGGUGAGCCUGCACAGGCAGCCACUUCAGGUGUCUGUACACCCCAGGAGCUGCGAGCGGACCAUCGCAGAGGGCAGCUGCGUCGGCGAAGCGACAAGAAAGCUGGGAAGAGGAAGGGUGCGAAGGAAGGCUUUCUCGACGAGGUGGAUGUACACCCGAGCGGGAGGCCUCCGGUCCCGGCUUGGAGUUACGUCAGCGUCUCCAAAGGCGGACCGAGUUCGCCUGGAGACGCGUUUCGUCGUUUCGUCUCUCACUUUCUGCGAAAGGUGUGGUCUUUUCGCAAGCUCUCUUGUUUUUCGCACAAAACGGCAGAGGAGAAGAAGGACUUUUUGCCGAGAAAGGAAGUCUCUGAAGGCGAAAAGCACACACUUGAUGUUGGUGGAAGAAAGUCGAGGGCGUGCGAGGCUACGAGCGUCGAGGAGAAGAGGAGUUCUUCGCUGGAGAACCGAGAGAUCACCCUCUCUGAAGGAGAGACUCGGGAAGCUGGGAACGCAGUUAAAACGCAAGUCCACGGUGAAAGAGAGGAGAGACCUAGGCGAGAGCGAGAAGAAGAGAGACUGAGAAGAGAGGGGGGAGAACUGGAGGAGGAUAGGCUUUUCGGCGUUGCCGGACUGCUAAAGCGCCCAGGUCGUUUCUCUCUGGGAUGGGUCUUUUCGCGUGCACAAAGAGUCUCUCGCUCUUUGCUGCGGAUUCGCCUCUCUUCAGAAGAAAAGAGAAACACUGCAGCCGAGGAGACGCUGAAGAGAGACACUGCCUCAAAUUCAGACAAGCAUUUUCAACAGGAGAUGAAAGACAGCGACAAAGGAGAGAAACGUUCUGGGAAUUCAUCUUUCAUGCGACUCUUCAAACCCUUGUACAAAGACUCUCAAACUCUUUCAUCACCUACACAGGAGUUCAGGCCCACUGUUUCUUCUUCUACCUCUUCUCCGUCUUCUUCUUCCUGCUCUUCAUCUUCUUCAUCUUCUUCAUCUUCGUCUUCUUCUUCCUCUUCUUCUUUCUGCUCUUCUUCUCCGCAUGCUUCCUCGUCUUUCGGCCUCUCGGGUGUGUCUGCGUUUCCUCUGGGUGUUUCUCGCCAACCGCCGCUGCUGGCGCCUGCAGACGUAUGCGCAUUGGUGCGUUUUUCUUUGUUAGUGGCGAGCGUCUCUCUCUUUCUGCUGGUCGAUACGUCUCGGGUGUACCACUACAUUCGCGCCCAGCCAUUCAUGAAGCUAUACGUCGUUUUCAACAUGCUCGAGCUCUUUGAGAAGAUGUGGAGAUCUCUCGGCAGAGACAUAUUCGAUGCCUUGAUGCGGACGACGGUUCAGCUCCUCUCCAGGCCUGUGCAGGCGUCCUCCGCUUCGACUGCAGAUGAAGGCGAGGAGAACACAGAGACCGCCGAGAGAAAAGAGGAGACGAGGUCGUCCGUGCUUGCGUUUCCCCACACCUGGAAACGCCAUCAAAGAGAGUCUGAAGAAGGCCGCGUAUGUCGAGACGAAGGGGGGCGAAAGCGAAAAGAAGCGGAAGGACGAGAAGAGAAGAGGAAAGGACACAGGCAGGAAGAAGAGAAAGAGAACGAGUCUGCUUUUCGCAGCAGAGAGGACAGAGAAAGAGAACUCGAGUUCAUCAUCGGAGGAGAGAACAAGGAGAGCAGUUCUGAAGGUUCCUCGGCGUUUCUCAAGUGUCGCGCAGAUGUGCGUACGACGCCAGAGAACGACGAGACAAACGGACGACUGUUGAAGACGGAGGACGGAGACGAGGAAACGGAACGCGAGUCCAGAUUGUGUUCUGUGUUUCGUGAAUCGACGGGGCAGGCCGGAGAGGAAGCUUUUGUAGAGCCUCAUGCACUUCUCAAACGACACACUUGGGCAGGAGACUUUGAGCGAGAGUGCUGGACGUUUCUGGCGCAUACAGAAGUCCACGAUUCCCCGAGAAUCUCUCCGAAGAGCAGGGGAGAGACCUCUCAAGAUGCCGGGGAAUCUCAGGCAUUCAAGCAGACUUCUCCUGUGCAUGCAGGCAAAGCGACCUCACAAAUGGCUCAAAGUCAACUUCCGUCCUUUUCCGGUCCUUAUCAUUCUUCUCCUUCUCGUUCUUCUCGAUCUCAUUCGGCCCAUUCGGCUUCUCAUUCUUCUUCUCGUUCUUCGUCUGCAUCUUGCGUGGGAAGGAGAGGAACGCUGCGGCACUCUGCAGGUCAUUUGGACGCGGCAGGUUUCCUUUCUCCUCGCUCUCCGGCGGUGCUCCUCGUCGCUUCUUCUUCUGCCUCUGUCGCGUGCAGUGUGGAGGCGCCAGCCCAAGAAGCCGCCGGCUCUCUGAAUAUAAGGCGAGGGAGGGAAGGCGCGUCGGGAGAAGGACCUGGUGAGCGGCGAGAGCAGGAGAAGGCGGAUCCGGAGAGAAGAGCGAGCACCGCUUGUUCACGGUCGUCGCGAGCGUCCGGGAAACUCUCGGUGCAGACAGGAGUGGAGUGGAACAAGUGGAUGUUGUGGGUUGCGCAGUACCUCCUCGUUCUUGCCUACGUCCUCGUUCACACAUGCAUGCAUUUGAUUCGCGUGCUCAGUCUCAAUAUUGCGAUCAACUCGUCCGAGUCGGCCAUGUUUUUGAUUGUGGUGACGAACAACUUCGGGGAGAUAAAGUCUUCGGUGUUCAAGAAGUUUUCGCCCACGACUCUCUACUCGAUUGUCGCGGCCGACGUGGUGGAGAGAUUUCAACUUUGCUGCGACGCGUUCAUCGUCUCCCUCAAGCUCGCCACCGCAGCAUCUCCGCGCGCGACUUCCCUUGCUGCUGUCUGUUCCUGGCUGUGCGGAGUUUUUCUGCUGGAGAUCGCAGUGGACUGGGUGAAGUUCCUCUAUCUCGUCAAAUUCAACAACAUCCAAGCGACUGCCUUCGACGAAUAUCAACACGUGCUGUUGGCGGACGUUCUGCUCUCUCGAGUUCCGCAAGCCCAACGCCACCUGCUUCCAGAUGGAAAUUUCAAAGUUCCUUGUCGGGGCAUGUAUGCUUUCUCUCACAUUCCAACAAGACGCAUUGGAUUCAUGGAGCUUCCUAUCGUCACCCUCAUCAUUGCCUGCUUGCCGGUGGUUUCGUGGACGUCGCCUUCGACUCUCGUCUACGCUCUCUUGGGCUGGCUUUGUCUGUUUGUGUCCAAGGUUCUCCUUUCGCUGAUGAUUGUCGCAUUCGCCACCAAGCGGCGAAGGAAUUUGCGCUCUAUGGAGCAGUCCUUCGGCGGCGUCAACGCUCUCUGAAAACCGGGAAGCAAGGCUCGAAAGACUCAAAACGCAAAAGGAGCAUGUGAUACUCGCGUUC
Messenger RNA from Toxoplasma gondii ME49, 11497 nucleotides. Its product is annotated as membrane protein, putative. The record is from RefSeq and is a predicted model, not a curated record. Bases 1 to 11436 code for a protein of 3811 amino acids. NCBI's taxonomy places the organism in Eukaryota, Apicomplexa, Conoidasida, Eucoccidiorida, Sarcocystidae. Gene Ontology annotation, biological process: maintenance of protein localization in endoplasmic reticulum. The transcript has 7 exons. Gene Ontology annotation, cellular component: endoplasmic reticulum membrane.